CUUGUCUUCCCGCUGCAGCCCGAGAGAAAAAAAAAAAGAAAGGGAACCCAGCCAGCCUUUGAGAAAUUAGUGAGAAAGCUUGGAGAUUUCUCCUUCCUUCUUGCUCUAGAACACACCUAGAACCCAAAAAUCUUCCUUCCCCUGCUGGAAAAGCCGGAUCUGCCUUGCUCUGCUUCUUCACCGCCGGCUGCUCUUGCCUUGUGGGGGCGAAUUGGCUUGGGUUUUUGAAUUUUCCUUCCAUGCCGCCGGCUCUUCCCCAAAUUGCAGCUCCGGCCUUGCUUGCUGGAUUCUGGUAUGUGGCAGCCUUUUAAGGCUUAAAUUAUCCAUUUUGUUUGCUGCCUUGUGUGUCCGUGAAUUGCUAGAAAAUUGGGGAUAAUUCCGGUAACUUUAGGACCAUGAUUAAGCACUAAUUCAAGUGGGAUUUAUGUGAUUUAGUGUUAAUUGCUUGUUGUGAUUUUUGGAGAGAAAAUCCCGUGAGAUUAGCUAGUGUUUUGGCCAAUUUGUGAAAGUUGGGGUUACUGUUCACGUCGGGUACUGUUCACCGACACUGUUCACACCCCGAGGGCCAACAUUUAACGGGGAUUUAAGUGAUUAGUUUGUGAUAUAAAAACGAAUUUGGAGAUAUUUGAUCAUGUGGAGAUUGAUAGAAAUAGCAUUGUGAUUAGGAGUGAUCUUAAUGAUGAUUUCAGUUUGAAUGUGUGAUAGUCCGAUAUUAAUUCUGAGGUGUUUUGAUUAGGUUCCCGAUCGUUCUGUCAGUUAGUGCGUGAAUUGAGUGCUCGGUUUUAUGCGAGUGAGGAAAUGAAACCAAGGACGGGGAAACCACGGGAAGUGACGAGUUAGAAGGCUAGCCACUUGUAAAUUGAGCAUAGCUUUAGAUAAAUCAUGAUCUUGUAAGCUAGAGUGUGCUUGGAGAUUUUAUGAUAUCAGAGUAAAUUUUAAAGAUUUGAUCUUCAGAUAUUGAUGGUAUCAGAGUGUGAUAUGAUAAGUUCCGAGCCUUGUGCAUUUGUGGGACCCGUCUCACGAGUGCACGGCGUCUGUCGCGUCUCGAAAUUGGGUUUUGGGGCGUGACAAAGGUUUUGGGGUGGUGGGAGAUUCAGAGUGUUUUACCAAAUGAUAUGGGUCGUUUGGGGGAGUCAGUGGUAUUUGGUAUAAGUGGAGGAGUUUUGAGGGAUUUAGGGGCUCUCAUGUUUCUCGUUACGGCUUGGUUUAUUUGGUAUUGGAGGAAUAUGUAUGUGUUUAGGACAGAGGUGAUAACUGAAGGGCAAUUAUUUGAGUUUAUUCAAGCAAAAUCUUUUUUAUGGCUCAAAAACAAGGAACCAGGGUGUGUGUUUUCGUAUACGGAUUGGAUGUUAAGGCCAAGGGAGUGCAGGGACGCUAUUGUGCAACAUCGCAAGAAUCUAAAGAGUGCUAAGAAACUGCAACGGGAAGCAGUCUGGAAGAGUGCUGAUCAGGAAGGGUAAAGCUCGUUCCAAUGUGCAUUUUGGUGGUUUGUUACUGUGGGAUUUUGGGUGUUGGAAGCUUGACUAAGCUGCAGAUGCAAUUGAAUGCUGUUUUUAUGCUUCUUUGUUUAGAUAUUGAUGAGUGCAAAGAACCAAACAAGUAUCUUUGCCACGGACCUUGCCGGAAUACCAUCGGAUCCUACAUUUGCGAAAAUGAAACAAACAAAACGAACAAAACAAACUGGCUUUUCAUUUUGGGUAAGCCCUUUAUUCUAUUGACUUCUAUUUAUUUUUAUUUCAUUUCAUUUUGAUUUUUCUUUCCAAUGGCAACUAUUUUAACCAAACAUUGAUACCAAUGUGAAACAGG
Rubroshorea leprosula is the source of this 1806-nucleotide messenger RNA. NCBI's taxonomy places the organism in Eukaryota, Viridiplantae, Streptophyta, Magnoliopsida, Malvales, Dipterocarpaceae. The record is from the annotation of a GenBank genome assembly.